Molecule: messenger RNA, 410 nt
Organism: Priapulus caudatus
Lineage: Eukaryota; Metazoa; Priapulida; Priapulimorpha; Priapulimorphida; Priapulidae
Exons: 4
Coding region: 90-410 (106 amino acids)
Biological process (GO): L-threonine catabolic process
Molecular function (GO): L-threonine 3-dehydrogenase activity
Source: RefSeq, a predicted model, not a curated record
CGCCCACGAGACAAGGCAACGGACUGACACAGUUUAGACUGCGAGUGAUCUACCUCCGCGGAUUUGAGAGAAUUUGUUUACAGAAAAUUAUGCUUUACAAAGUCAUAAGCAGGCAGUUGCUGCGUUUGCCGAAGGUCCAGCUGCGGGUGCAUUGUGACUCUGCCAGGUGUCAGUGCACUCUCGUUAGCAGUCAGAUACUCCAUGAAGAUGGCAUCCGUAACCACUUUAUGGACAAGGAAUCACCAAGAAUACUCAUAACUGGUGGUCUCGGACAAUUGGGCACGCCGUUAGCGCAAGCAUUCCGAUCCAAGUUUGGAAGAGACAGCACAAUUCUCUCGGACAUCAUCAAGCCUAAAAAAGAAACAUUCGACAGUGGUAAGAAGGAACAUUAUAUUUUCGAUAACAGGUGA